GCGCGAGCCACUGAAGUUGGAAUCUUGGACGCCGAGCUGACAAAGCUGAAAGCGAUGCGCUUCCACACCUUUGGGAGGCUGGCCUUUGCCAGCAACUAUGUUCCUGGGCAGUCUGAUGAUGGCCCAUUAAAAGUCUUGGCAAGCAAGAUCACUGGCGAGGACCCUGCGCCUGAUGACCGUUUGCCGGUCAUCAGGCGCUUGGUGUUCGAAGCUUACACCCUGGCGGCUGCGGACAUGCGCACGCGGCUCGAGCGCAAGGAUGGUGAUGCGCCUCGGUGCUUGGCGCACGCCGAGCGGACCUCCCGCUACACCGAGCAGUGCAAGCGGCUGAAAGGCUUGGAGUUGACGGGGGAGGGGCAGCUCCGCUACGUGCGCUGGGAGGAAUGCACCAAGCGCGACCAGGAACUGAUGGGCCUGAAGAGCGAUCCUGUGUGGAAACCAGACGCCAGCGGCGUUAUCAAGGAGACCAAGGUGGCAGAGGUUCUCAAAGCUGAUUACAACACGGACCUCAAGCUGAAGUUCGCAUUGCAGCGGAGGAGUUUGGCGUUUGACCAAGCGCGAUUGGUUGACUAUGAGGAGUUUGAGAAGUGGAGCCAGGUCCUUCUGGAGGCAUACACUUCACCACCGCCGGAGGGCUACAACAAGCCUAACAUUGAGCAGGUCCACCGUGCUGAUUUGGAAUUGUUCAAGUUCAUGAUGCGCGAGACCAGAUCCGGCAUCAAGGCUGUGAAUGGAGUUCAGCCCCUGGAUAAGGCCUUGAAGACAGCGCUUCAAGCUCCGGCUGUUCGCCUAUGUCUCCAGCCUUUACAGGGCAAGAGGCGCAAUGACAGCCACGAGGAUGAGCCCGACAAGAAAAAGCCCAAGGACCAGGGUGAUGGUGACAGACUGAAAAGAACCAUUGAGAACUUGCAAGGCCAGAUUCGCAACCUCAAGGCACAGAGUUCCAACCAAGUGCCCGCAAAGAAGGGUCGAGGUUCAGCACCCAACGUCACCGUGACCUUUGCUCCGAUCCUGCAGCAUGUGCCGCGCAGAGGCGCGCCGUGCUCGCAGCCGUUGCGGUCUGCCAAGUAUCCGCAUGGCCUUCCGAACCUCACGAAUGUGCAGCUACAGCGAGUUCGCAAAGUCACAGCUGAGUUUGCAGCAGCUCAUGGCAUUCCUGUGCUUGCCAAGGCUGACGCUCGGCCAUCCAUGAGCGAUGCGCAACUCAUGAAGUCCACCAGGUGGACGCGGAACGCGAUCCUGAACAAGCGCCCCAUAGAUUGCGGGGAAGAUGUUCGCAGUGCUGUUUGGCAGAGCGCUUUGGACGAAACAGCGCAAAAGCAGUUGUUUGUGGCGCAGGCCCUGCCCUUCGGGGCGUCAGCGUCGGUGUAUGGGUUUAACCGCUGUGCCCGGGCGCUUCAUGGCAUCGGCGAGCGACUCUUCGGCUUGCUCUUUGAUAUGCUUGGUUGGCAGUACUCAGUCAAGGAGGCCAAGCGCCAGCCUAUGAGGCUGCAGUUUGCCGAAACACAUACCUUUGGCCGAGUGUUGGCGGCUAACCUCAGAGCUUUCCAGAGCAGGGCUGCCAGCAAGUCGCUAAACACAGAAGUGGAUGAGGUCCUGGCAGCAGAGCUGGGCUGGGUGAGCGAGUACCUCAAUGCCAGCAGGCCCAGAUGCCUCAAGGUUGGCAUGAGCAAAAGUCGCUGGAUCAUCUUCACAGAUGCCUCGUUAGAGGACGGCGACCAGCGUGGAUACAUUGGCAUGGUGGCUUUGCGUGUUGUAGUGGGCCAGGAGUUCGCACCGGCCGCCGGCACCGAAGAGCUGAGCUGCUAUACUCUGGAGGAUGCCCUGCACACUUUGCACAGGGACAGCCCCGUCCGUGGCGAGGCAGGAGCCACAGCCGCGGAGGACGCUCCGGGACUUCAAGCUGCCAUCCUUGGUCUCUUGCCGGCGGCCGUGAGGACCUUCAAGAAAGCAAACCCGGCUAGCUCGCAUCCUGGCGCUUUUGUGCCAGCGGCGUUAGAAGUCACGACUUAUGACAGUUCUUUCAGUUACCGGCAGGAUCAAGUCGCCCGACUGGGAGAGCGAGCAAGGCCGGAGACAACUGAUGAAGACCGAAGACGAUUUCAGCAGAGCCCCUUCAUGCAACGAAUGAGGGAGAUCGAUGAGAAGGCGUGGCAGCAGUUCAGCGAGCGCGACAAGAAGCGCGCUCAGAGCGACCCGAGCUUCAAGCCGAAGGACUCCGAUUUCGAGGCGCCGAAGUCCUUCAAGUACGACAGGUCGGUGAACUACUACAAGACGCUUGGCUUGGAUGAUUAUGCCACCAACGAGGACAUCAAGAAGGCAUAUAGGAAGCUGUCCCUGAACUACCACCCUGACAAGCAGACCGGCAAAACGCAGGAGGAGAAGGAUGAGGCAGCCACCAUCUUCAUGGAAAUCAAGAAUGCUUACAAGUUGCUCAGCGAUGACCCCACGCGGCGGCAAUAUGACUUCGAGCGGGACAGAGAUCUUGUGACUGCGCAGUCCAAUGGCAGGAAGCCUCAAGACAAGAACGGCUUUGACGCCGGCGAGGCCCUGCAGCGGAUGAUGCAGAAAGCCAAGGACAACAAGAAGUUGCCCAGCGAGGUCAUCUCAGUGCCAGUGCACUGCCGGAUCGAGAAGUUUGUCUUCGGGGGUCAGAAGACCCUAAAGCGCACGCGUUUGGUGAAGGAUCGCAGCUACGGUGGCUUCACGGAGGAGCCGAAGACCUUCAGAGUGGACUUGCCGGCGGGGGCCGAGCAGCCGUUCCCGGUAGAGUUCCGGCGCCAGGGGGACCAACACGAGCAGCGGGAGGCCGACACCAUCCGCUUCGUCUUCUCGUCGAAGCCGCACCUGGAGCUGGAGCGGGACGGGCAGAACCUGAGACUGCGCGAGAGCCUUCGGCUGGGGCCCUCCUUGCGGCACGAGCCCUACCUGUCGGCCUCGCUGUCGGUGUUUGCCGGCCGCCACAUCUUCCUUUGGGGACGGAACCCUUUCUUCGGCUCGAGUGCGCUCGCAGAGGAGGGAGACCUUCUGCUUCGCAUGGACGGUCUCGGUGUGGGGUCUGGCACCCUGGCCUUGGCGCUGAAGCUGCUGCUGGGACCGAAGUCUCCUGCGGCGGAACGGAAAGCCCCGGCCGCAUCGCCCCCCGGCCGUCGGGCUUUCCUGGAGAAGUUCGGCCUGACUCCAAGUGGUGGCUUCAAAUCAUCUGCAGGUUCUGAGCCUGGCGGCAUGCUGCAAGAGCUAGUGGAGCGCCGGCAGCGCAAGCGAGAGCUCAAUGAGACACUGCGCCGGGAAGUGCUGCUCAGGCCUUUGGGCGAGCCGAUUCAGCUGUUCACCAAGCCGCCAAGCAGCCUCCUGUUCUUGGGAGGCUCCGGUCUUUUUGUAGUCAGUCUGGACUGUCCGGCCUGCGGCAAGAAGAAAGCUGCAAGCGACUGGGAUCGGCUGAAGGCAAAGCUGACGACCAUUUUGAAGGAGACUGCCUUCUUCUUGUUGCCGGAUGCACGAGCAGUGCUGCCGCGGUCUUUGCUUCCUAAGGCAGUCUUCGACGACCGCAUUGCAUUGUUGCGGUCUGACCGGGCUAUGCCUUGGAAGUUCGUUGGUGACAAGGCAUUCAAGCAGGGCAACUACUGGAUUGCCUGCGCUGCCUAUGCGCAGAGGCUGAAAGAGUUGAAAGUGAAGCUCCCAUCAGAGGCAGAGGUUGAGGGAGCUGAGGAGGGGGAAGAGGAGGAAGAGGAGGCAGAGGAGGUGGUGGACCACGGCAGAGGCCCAGAUCUGGUGCCUGAGGCUGCAAAACUACUCUCCAACCGCGCGGCCUGCUUCGUCCGUAUCAAGGACUACGGCGCAGCAGUGAGCCAUGCCCGGAAGGCCACGCGCCUGGCUCCGCGCUGGGCGCGGGCUUGGAGCCGCCUGGGGCAGGCGGCCUGGGACUUGGGGAGCGAGGCGUGCGCGGAGGCGGCUGAGGCCUACGCCAAGUCUGUGGAGAUGGAGCCGCUGAUCUCCGCGGUGCAGGCCCUGCAGGCGGCCGUGCGGCAGCUCCACGGGCCCAACCCCGAUGCGGCCCAUGCCGCCAAGGAGCGGGGCAACGAGGCCAUGCGCGGGGCGGAGCUGGGCCGCGCCAUCGCCUGCUACACCCAGGCCAUCGCUCAGCUGCCGCCGCAGGUGACGGCCGAAGCGGACCGGCCAGAUGAGCAUGCGCUGCUGAGGGGCGUGCUCUUCACCAACCGCUCCGCUGCAUUCUGCAGGGUGCGCAAUUGGGAUGCAGCAGUUGCAGAUGGCCGGGAAGCCAUUGCAGCACAGCCAGGCUUGUCGAGCGCUCACGCGCAGCUGGGAGUGGCACUUCUGGGAAGUGGCUGCCACCAGGAGGCUUACAUUCAGUUUGCCAGGGGCGUGCAUCUCAGUUCAGAGCACAAGCCCUCGAUCAAAGGCCGCAACACCUGCUUGAAAGAGAUGCUGGUGUGGAAGUCAAGCUCAGCGACUGCCCGGUACAAAAACCGCUUCUGGCUGGACCUUCGAAGGAGCAAGGGCUCAUCCAGAGUUUUUGCCCUGUCGGACGUGCAUUUCGACCAGAAAUGUAAUGAGGAUUGGGCCCACGGCAUUGAUGACCUUGCGUUUCUGGACGACGUGCUGAUUGUGGCUGGAAAUGUUGCAGAUACAAAGGUUGGGGUGAUGCGAGCCCUUACAACCCUGAAGUCCAAAUUCCGGCGAGUUUUUUACACAGUAGGCAACCAUGAGAUGCAGAUCAUGACCUCAGAGUUUGCACGGUAUCCAGACUCCCUCUCAAAACUGAACGAGAUAUUCACUGCGUGUGAUGAUUUGGGCAUUGAUGUUUUCCCCGCUCCAGUUUGCGAGGGCUUGCUGGUGAUGCCUCUGCUGUCCUGGUGCAGUGCGGAGUAUGACCAAGAGGAUCCAUUCCCAGAUCCGAAUGCAAGAUUCAACUUGCGAUGUGUGUGGCCUAUGGAUGCAGACCUUCAGCUUUGGAAGUACAUGAUGAAGCUGAACGAGCCAUUCCUAGACAUUCGAGGCUUUGAUACUGUGAUCACCUUUUCUCAUUUCUUGCCACGACAAGGCCUGCCUUUCGACAAGACUAGAAAAAAUGCAGUGAAAGCCGUUGGAUGUGACAUGAUCGAUGAGCAAGCCCGGGCCGUCAAGAGCAAGUUGCACGUUUACGGGCAUGGCCGUGUCCGCUAUGCGCAGAUGCAUGCCGGCGUGCGCUAUGUGAGUGCGCCCAUUGGUUUGGAAGCAGACUGGCCCAAGGACCACCCCCCCAGGCUGAUGAUGGUGCACAAUGGCAGGAGCUUGUGCAUGCAGGAGUGGGGCCGGGAUGACGAGCCUCCCUUGGGCUAUUUGAAGCGGCUGCUGCACGUGGGGGUCUACGCGAUGCCUGGCCUGCGGGAGGGUGAGCUGCGGAAGAUCCAGGCGGUGCUGGAGAAGCUGGGCUCCUCCAGCGUGCUGUGCUCCUUCGAGCGCAUCGGAAGCCGGCACCUGGACAAGGAUGCACUGGGCAAGGAAGCCCCAGAGAUUGCGCAGGCCAGCCAGGACAUGACCCACAUGCUGGUGGUGGUUGCGGACAGCAUGACUGCCCUCAAAGGCUUCCUCAGCAGCGAGGGCUACUGCUCCAGCUGGCGUGCCGCUGUUUCGCCUGCCCGGAAGAGCCUCUUCUUCACCUCGGCGCUGGGGCUGGACCUGGUGAAUGCCAAGAGGCGCGACCCCACUCUGGUGCUGCACGCCCUGCAGCUGAAGGUUUCGGUCAAGGAGGACGGGGACGAAAUGGCCAAGAUGCAGAAGGCGGUGGAGGCCAUCAGCAAGCUGCCAGGCAUAGAUGGAAAGAUCUCGGUGGCCCUUCAGCCACUGGGCUGGGGCCGCUACUCCCACGAGGAGCUACAGGAGCAGCUGGGUCUGAAAGAGGGCUGUGCCCUCACUCACUGCUUCUCGGUGCUCGUGGACGAGCCUGCCAGCUACAAGAUGCUCGCGCAGAGCAAGACCUUCGGAAAGUGGAAGGCCUCCUAUGAGCCCUGCCUAGUGAAACCAGCAGCGUUGCUGGCUGUGGCCGUUCCGCUCGACUUUGCCGCCACUGCGGCUGCCCCUAAGCCGCCGCCGCCGCCGAAAGUGCGGCAGAACGGUGUCCGCUGA
Effrenium voratum is the source of this 6126-nucleotide messenger RNA. Lineage: Eukaryota; Dinophyceae; Suessiales; Symbiodiniaceae. The record is from the annotation of a GenBank genome assembly.